Messenger RNA from Pristis pectinata (smalltooth sawfish), 1608 nucleotides. RefSeq names its product RLA class II histocompatibility antigen, DP alpha-1 chain-like. The transcript is spliced from 6 exons. Bases 146 to 910 code for a protein of 254 amino acids. NCBI's taxonomy places the organism in Eukaryota, Metazoa, Chordata, Chondrichthyes, Rhinopristiformes, Pristidae. The record is from RefSeq and is a predicted model, not a curated record.
AUGAAAUCAAUGCGUGGAUGCUGAGACCGAUUUACUUCACCGGAGAUUGUGUCUGCACCUGUCAAAGUCUAAGCUACACUUGCUAACAGGGCAGUCUCUAUUCACAUCUUUUCAGUGCUCCCGGAGAGAGAAGUCAUCCACGGACAUGGAGCUCGUCAGCUUCUUUAUGGUCCUGUUAUUGCUUACGGCAGCAGGAGCAGAGAUUGUGUUUAAAAGUGUCUCUGAAAGGCUGUACUACAGUUACACUCCCAGUUCCGAAACCAAUGGGCACAUCUUUGACGCAAAUGCUUCUCCCUUCCUCUUGUACGAUUACAAGGAGCAGACGUUUGUCAUCAAAGGAAACAGGACAAAUGGAAUAAAGGAACUUGGUCAAGAGGAGGUGAACCACUUCAAGGAGAGGGCAAGCGGAAUCCAGGCGUGGCAGCAAGGCAUCACCAAAGAAAUGAUGAAGCUGACGAAUGGUUCAAGUGUCCUCAAAAAGAAACCCACCGUCCACAUCUACACCCAAGAAGACUACACACCACAGAAAUCGAACACCCUGUACUGUUACGCUGAGAAGUUCUAUCCUUUCGAGAUCGAGCUCACCUUCCUGAUCAACGGGCGGAAGUACCUUGGGCCGGUCCAUUCAUCCCAGCUGAUCGUAGAAUCGGACUGGACCUUCAACAUCUUUAAGUACAUCAGGAUUGAGCCAAAGGACGGGGACACCUUCAGCUGCCGGGCAGCUCACGUCAGUCUCGAUAAAGCCCUGACCGUCUCACUGGAUAAGCCACCUCUGAUGCCCAAAUCCGGGAUUAUUGUUUGUGCAGUCGGAGUUAUAGUGGGAGUUACUGGGUUGCUGGUAACAGUGUACCUGAGCAGAGUGAUACACCAAAGGGGAGGAGUUUGUUCUGGGAGAUCCUGCAAGAAGUGAUCUGGUGAAAACAACACAGGGAAAGGAGAGUUACUGAAUUGAUGUUACCUGUACCUGGGAUUUUGAAAAUUAAAGACAUAAAAAAGGAAAUACAAUAUAGAACCUGUUUUUAUAUUUUUCGAGUAAAUAAAAUGUAAAGUGAUCAAUAUUAAUGACCCCACUGAUCAUCAGGGAAACACAACAGUUUGGAACAGAGAUGCACAACAUCCAUGCUCUCCCAGCCUGGGAGUGUGUGAUGGGACAGUGCAGAGGGAGCUUCACCCUGUGUCUGACCUCAGGAGUGUGUGAUGGGACGGUGUACAGGGAGCUUCACUCUGUGUCUGACCCUGGGAAUUUAGUGAUGGGACAGUGUAGAGGGAGCUUCUUUCUGUGUCUAACCUGUGCCCUGGGAGUGUGGGAGGGAAUUUUGCUCUGUGACUAAUCCAAAUUGCCCUGGUUUAGGAGUGCGUGACAGGACAGUAUAUGUUGUACAGCAAUCUCCUUCAAAUAGUUUUCGUUUGCCAUUUGUGAAACUGUAAGCAGUUAUCUCUACUCAAGAUCUGAUUUCAUUGAGGGAACACUUGUCUUUACCUGUAUGAUUCCUACCAAAAGAAUUAACAUUGUUCGAUGUUUAUGGGGUCUUGGAGUGCAGCCGGGAUACUGAUGAAACUUUCACCAUUUAAGAUUAAACUGGAUUAAGAGUGAUCUAUAAACAGAAA